AAAACCUUAAGAAGGUUUUAAUCAGUAAGCUAUGGGGAAGAAGAAGUUUAUUGAUAAGAAAAAGGCGGCGACUUUCGAGUUGUGUCCUCGUGAUACGUCUGACCCAAAAUACAGUGAUGCACCAGGUGGUGAUAAGAUCUUCUUACGAGUUGAUCAAAACCCUGUUAACAUCAAUGGUUUCAUUGAAGAAGAAGAUGAAGAAGAAGGAGACAGCUCACGGUUUGAAGAUGCUCCUGAAGAUUUGCCUUAUGGUUACUCUAGUUUCGGGGAAUCGAGUAGUAAUCCUUUACCUGCUCAUUUACCUCGUGAUGUUAAGGCUUAUGAUGCGUCUCGUGUUAAGAUCUCUGGUAUGGUGAAUGAAGAAGGUAAUGAUAAUAAGUUGAUGUAUAGUGUGGCGUCGAAGACUGUUAACGUCAAGGUGCAGAAAGCUAUUGAUCCUGAAGUUGCUGCGUUGCUUGAAAACAGUGAUGGGUCUGAGUUUGGUUCUGAUGUUGAGGAUUUGGAAGAAGAUUUUGUUAUUCAAGCUAAUCUUACUCAACAGGGUGAAACUUCUGGUGUGAGCAAUGGCGAGCUCGUGUUUUCUGAAAGACGUGAGGUUAGAGAAAGAGAAAGUGAUAAACCUGUGGCUGAAAACCCGAGAGUUCCUCGUCAAAUUGAUGAGCUAUUUGAUCAGCUUGAACUUAAUGAAUAUGGAAGUGAUAGUGACUGUGAUGGUUACGUAGCUGAAGAUGGAGAAGAAGAAGAAGAUUACAUGGCUCAAGACGUUCAGAAUCUUAUUCAUGAGAAGGCGAAAGAUUAUGAGCUUGAAGAAAAAUAUAUGAACCUUGCAGAUAUAUUGAAGAACAGUGACUCUGUUAAAGAUAAAGAGGAAGUGGACACUGCUGCACAUAUUAUCCGCCGGACUGUGGAAUACGCUGAAAAUUUUGAUAACGGGAAUGAAGAUGAAUUUGUAGAGCUGACCGAAGAAAGUAGCGACGAAAGCGAGAAGCAUGAUUGUCUCACCAUAGUCUCAACAUACUCGAAUCUCGAUAACCUCCCUGGUAAAAUCCUUGCUUCAGAGUCAGCUAGGCAGAAGAAGCUGAGUGGAACAGUAGCUAAAGCAUUGAGUUCAAAUGGCAGAAUCAUUACUCUCCAAGGGAGAGAGAAGAUUCCUGUCGAGUUUUUACCUGGUAGGAGAGCGGAACAAACCGAUGUCAAAUUGGAAAUUCCGAAAGCUGAACCGAUCAAGAGGAAGACUCAUGGUCAAGAGUCGAAAGAAGAGAAGAAAGAGCGAAAAAAUGCUGUAAAAACCGAAAAGCGAGAAGCAAGGAUAAUGAAGAAACAGACAUCCGAGCUGUAUCGCUAUGAAACCCUGCGUGCUCAGAAAGCUGUUGCUUCCUCUGGUCCAAAAUCGAAACAUCUAUAAUAAUAUGUUACUAAGGUAAAAAACAAAACAAUUCUCAGACUGUUUAAAACCAGUUUUUGAAGUCAUUUCAUGUAAUAUUUGCUGUUUUUUUUCGUUUCAUCAAGAAUCUUUUUUUGGAUGUGGACGUUUUGAAUAUUAUUUAUUACUUUUACUAGGCUACUUUCGAGAAAGUGAUGGAAACAGAAGAAACCAUUUUUUAGCAAAACUUUGAGUUGUCUCCGAUCAGAAGUUAACCUCUGUUUUUUCUUCAAUCUUCAAGAAUCCUUGAAAUUUGUACAGACCAUUAAAUUUUGGAAAUAUUU
Molecule: messenger RNA, 1707 nt
Organism: Arabidopsis arenosa
Lineage: Eukaryota; Viridiplantae; Streptophyta; Magnoliopsida; Brassicales; Brassicaceae
Source: the annotation of a GenBank genome assembly